GAAAACUUUCCGAAGCUUCAAUCCCGAAAAAUAAAUAAUGCGCCCACCGUCCGAUUCUACACCUACGUAUAAUCAACCAACCAUUUGAAAGAUCCAACCGCCCCUCUCAUGAUUUUACGAUAGCACAAAGCCUACAAAUUAAAGAACAGAGUACAUUUCUUAAUACAACAACCGAACUACACAACAUGGAACCAAGAACCCUACUCCGACUGUCACAACGCCUCAAACUCCCACCCUCAAUCCGCCAACUCCCCUCGUUUCCACGCCACGAAUCUACAUCCAAUAAGCCAGCCCACCAAGCCCACCCUGUAGGCGACUACUACUCCUUACUCCUCUCCUCUUCUUCUCCAGAAAUAUCCUCCGCGCCCCCCACUACUGCCUCUCCUUCAAAUCCGCCUAUAACUGCAUCUUCUCCUACAGAACCCGCCGCAGACCCCGAACCCUCAAUUCUUUUCUCCUCUCGUCUCUCCUCCCCUUUAGAACGACGGACCGAGAUCCUGCGCAAAAGUCAACGUAUAGCAGGAGUCCUCGUCCCGCCUCGCCCAGAAGAACCAGAUAAUUGUUGUAUGAGUGGGUGUGUGAAUUGUGUUUGGGAUCGCUAUCGGGAUGAAAUUGAGGAGUGGGCUGCUGCUAAGAAAGAUGCGGAUAGAGCGUUGAAGAAAGAAAGGAGGAAAGAAAGUACGGGGAUUUUGGCGCAGGCAGCUACGAGUAUGGAUGAUGAUGGUGGCGGGAGCGAGGGAAACUGGGAUAUAGGAGGGGAUGGGAAUAGCGACGACUUAUUUGAAGGAGUGCCGGUUGGCAUAAGAGCUUUCAUGGCGCAGGAAAAGAAGUUAAAGGAAAAGCAUCAAAGAGAAGGCACGACGGGGUAAUGGAGACAAAUUCUCUCCGCGACUUAUUAGAUGGUAUCAAAUGGAAGGACACGAACAGGAGGCACCAGAAGAAUAUUGGUACGAUUGCA
Messenger RNA from Botrytis cinerea B05.10, 958 nucleotides. RefSeq lists its product as hypothetical. Bases 186 to 869 code for a protein of 227 amino acids. Gene Ontology annotation, cellular component: mitochondrion. NCBI's taxonomy places the organism in Eukaryota, Fungi, Ascomycota, Leotiomycetes, Helotiales, Sclerotiniaceae. The record is from RefSeq and is a predicted model, not a curated record. The transcript has a single exon.